Messenger RNA from Miscanthus lutarioriparius, 1386 nucleotides. The record is from the annotation of a GenBank genome assembly. NCBI's taxonomy places the organism in Eukaryota, Viridiplantae, Streptophyta, Magnoliopsida, Poales, Poaceae.
AUGCGCCCCCAACUCAACCAGAAGCAGCGACCACCUCCCCUGUCCGUAGCAAUCUUCAACCUCCGCGCGAUCCCUCAGGCGGACGAGCGGUCGCCGAUCGGUACUCGAGCUCCAGGGCGGCGGGACCAGGGUAGGGGUUCCAACCGGAGGGGAAGUACCUCGCCCUUUAUAGGGAACCAAAGAACCGGAGCUGAGCUUCUUGCUCGAGUUCAAGAACUUGAAAAUGGGAACACGGAAUUGGAGAGGGAAAACAAAAUGCUCUUGUCCAAGAUUGCUGAGAAGGAAGUUGAGAAGGAUGCCCUUGUAAACCGUUUGAAUGAUCUCGAGCGGAAUGUAGUGCCCUCUUUGAAAAAAACUUUGAAUGACAUUUCUUUGGAGAAAGAUGCUGCUGUAGUUGCUAAGGAGGAUGCUCUAGCUCAACUCAGGAGCCUGAAGAAACGACUCAAGGAAGCAGAAGAAGAACAGUAUAGGGCAGAAGAAGACUCAGCCUCCUUGAGAGCACAGCUAAAUACCCUGCAGCAGCAAGUAAUGGGCCACUCUUACAGUGGAUAUACAAUGGGAACAUCGAAUGAGGAAUCUGUUGCCAUGGAAAAGGAGAUACAAGAUUUACAGGCACAGCUAAAGCAAGAGUCACUCCUAAGGCAACAGGAGCAACAAAAAUUAGCUGAAGAGUCCCAGCUGAGGCAACAAGAGCAAGAAAAACUAGCCAGAGAGCAAACCCGUAUUGCUUCUCUGGAGGCUGAAAAGCAACAGUUGGAAGACCAAAUUACUAUGUUGACAAAGAAAGCUACAGAGGAUGCUUCUGAGUUUGCUGCACGCAAGGCAUUUUCAAUGCAAGAUAGGGAAAAACUUGAAAACCAGUUGCAUGACAUGGCUUUGAUGAUUGAGAGGCUAGAGGGGAGUCGUCAAAAACUGCUAAUGGAGAUUGAUUCUCAAUCGUCAGAAAUAGAGAAACUGUUUGAGGAGAACUCAACCUUAUCUACUUCUUAUCAAGAAGCCAUGGCUAUUACAGUACAAUGGGAAAACCAGGUUAGAGAUUGUCUGAAGCAAAAUGAAGAGCUCCGUUCUCACUUGGAGAAACUAAGACUUGAACAAGCUAGCCUGUUGAAAGUAAGCAAUAUCGCUACCCAAUCAGAUGGGCAAAUUGAAAACAGUAUCUCAAACCCACCAGAAAUGGUCACCGAGAAUAUUUCUCUAAAGGAUCAGCUUAUAAAAGAACAGAGCAGAUCUGAGGGGUUGUCGGCAGAGAUAAUGAAACUUUCAGCUGAGCUUAGGAAAGCAGUCCAAGCACAGAAUAACCUUGCGCGCUUAUACAGACCUGUAUUAAGAGACAUUGAGAGCAAUCUGAUGAAAAUGAAACAAGAAACUUAUGCGACGAUCCAGUGA